UGAAAGCAUAAUAUAAAUUGGGCUGAAACUGUAAGCUAUAUUUUGUGUGGAGCGAUUUCACUCAGUGAACUGCUGUAGCAGAGAUGGGGAAUCCAAGAGUUUUUUUCGACAUGGCGGUUGAUGGCGAAAACGUCGGCCGAAUUGUCAUGGAGCUGCGGGCUGAUGUGGUCCCAAGGACAGCAGAGAACUUUCGUGCCUUGUGCACCGGUGAGAAAGGCUUUGGCUACAAAGGCUCCACGUUUCACAGAGUCAUCCCCAAGUUCAUGUGCCAGGGCGGGGACUUUACCAACCACAAUGGAACUGGAGGGAAAUCUAUUUAUGGAGAGAAGUUUCCUGAUGAGAACUUCCAGUUAAAGCACACUGGUGCUGGUAUACUGUCCAUGGCUAACGCUGGGCCCAACACUAACGGAUCCCAGUUCUUCAUUUGCACGGCUAACACUGAUUGGCUAAAUGGGAAGCAUGUGGUGUUUGGCACCGUAGUUGACGGCCUUGAAGUUGUCAAGGCUAUUGAGAAGUAUGGCACAAAGAGUGGCACCCCUAAAGCCAAGGUCGUCAUAGCAGACUGUGGGGAACUAAAAUAGUGCAACACACUCACUUUCCUUCAAACCCUAUGCUCUGUUGUCACAUGCAUGUUGUCCUUUACUCCCCCCUAUGUCUGUCAUGCUGCACAACUGCAGUAUCAGUAGGAAAAAUAUCUUAUCCUAUACAACAAUGUUGGUCUGCUCUAAUUAUAUCAUAUUUUUGUCUUUGGAUCUGUCCUUAUUUAUGACCUAAAAUAUACUAGGUGUCAAUGAAACCUAUCAA
Cynoglossus semilaevis (tongue sole) is the source of this 804-nucleotide messenger RNA. RefSeq names its product peptidylprolyl isomerase Ab (cyclophilin A) (gene ppiab). The transcript is spliced from 5 exons. Gene Ontology annotation, cellular component: intracellular membrane-bounded organelle; cytoplasm. Gene Ontology annotation, molecular function: cyclosporin A binding; peptidyl-prolyl cis-trans isomerase activity. The record is from RefSeq and is a predicted model, not a curated record. Gene Ontology annotation, biological process: protein peptidyl-prolyl isomerization; protein folding. Bases 84 to 581 code for a protein of 165 amino acids. NCBI's taxonomy places the organism in Eukaryota, Metazoa, Chordata, Actinopteri, Pleuronectiformes, Cynoglossidae.